AUGAUGGUUUCGGUGAAGAUCUUCACGAGAGACCCACCGAGCGAUGGACGGGCGUGCGAACGGUGUCGAGGGCGCGGGGUCGUGCCGUGCGCGGUGUGCUCGGGCGAGGGGUGUUUGGGGGGACGGGCGAGGAUUUUAGGGCCCGGGGUGUGGCCGAGGUGGUGCGCGGAGUGUCGCGCGAGCGGCGCGAGCGGGUGCGGCGAUUGUUACGGGACGGGCAAGUAUCGCGAACCGAUCGGGUUCAGGCUCUGA
Ostreococcus tauri is the source of this 252-nucleotide messenger RNA. RefSeq names its product unnamed product. The transcript has a single exon. NCBI's taxonomy places the organism in Eukaryota, Viridiplantae, Chlorophyta, Mamiellophyceae, Mamiellales, Bathycoccaceae. The record is from RefSeq and is a predicted model, not a curated record. The coding region runs from base 1 to 252 and encodes 83 amino acids.